Molecule: messenger RNA, 813 nt
Organism: Akanthomyces muscarius
Lineage: Eukaryota; Fungi; Ascomycota; Sordariomycetes; Hypocreales; Cordycipitaceae
Exons: 5
Coding region: 1-813 (270 amino acids)
Biological process (GO): retrograde transport, endosome to Golgi
Cellular component (GO): late endosome; cytoplasm
Molecular function (GO): oxidoreductase activity
Source: RefSeq, a predicted model, not a curated record
AUGUCGCAAAUCAUCAUUCUUGGUGACGGCAUCCUGGGACUCUCUACGGCGUACUUUCUAUCGCUGAACCCACAAGCGGAUAAGCAGAUCACCGUGAUCGAUUCCGCAUCCUGUCUCUUUCACGGUGCCUCUGGAGCUGCCACGGUAAUUCUGGCCAAUAACUGGUUUGAGGAGCCUCUGCAGACACUAGCUCAAUAUUCAUGGAACUUACACCGCGAAUUUGCCACCGAGCACGAUGAGCGAGCGAAAUGGGACUAUUCUGGUACUAUCCGGUAUGAUGUUCACAAAGACCGCAUGACGGACGAGCGUUCCCGCGCCAGAAAUCAGGAACAGCUGGCGCAAAAUGUGCUGUCCAGGACAUUUUCCGACGUCUCUGCAACUACUGAAUCGCAAACGUCACAAGUAGACCCUCUAAAGCUGUCCGAGUUUCUUUAUCAACGGUGCAAAGACCAAGGCGUUCGGUUCCGACUCAACGCCAUGACCACUUCCAUUAGUAGAGAUGGCUCCGGCGAGAUUGAUGGCAUCGAAGUCGAGCCGAGCGAUGCCGCCGGCUGCCAGAGAGAGAAGCUAGCAGCUACACAGGUUGUGAUCGCUGCCGGGGCUUGGAGCCUUGGACUUUUUGAAGCUCUCUUCCCGGACGCUUCACUUGAUAUUCCGCUGUGGAACACGGAAUCAGGCAACUCCCUUCUUAUUGAUACUCCAGGCUGGAACCAAGACGACGAUCUGAAAGACUGCCAGUCUUGCGUCUUCAACGACUAUCUCGGUUUCUCAUUCGACAUGAUGGCUACUAUAUCCCUGCGUAAAUAUGACUAG